CUUCGGCAGGUUAUGCUGAAUGCUUAUUCGGUGUGAGAGAUUAAAGGGUGAACCGCAGAACUGUAGGCUACUUGAAAUUCUCAAGUGCUAAUAAGCGAUCUUGCUCGUUUUCAUUCUGGUAUUCAGAAAUACAAGUGCCGUCAGUGAUUGCUAACAUGACCGUGAAUUAUAACAUGAAGUCUUUCAUAUGUCUAUUUGUUUUUAUUGUUUUACCUGCAGUUUUGACAAAAGAAAUGAACAACAGGCCAGUCAUAGGUGUGUUGGCUCAAGAAUUAUACAAACCUCUGCCCCUCGGAAGCUCUUACAUUGCUGCAUCGUACGUGAAAUACUUGGAGUCUGCUGGAGCUAGAGUUGUACCAGUGAAAAUAAACCAGACUUACAAUGAAUAUGAAAGGCUGUUUAAUGCCAUCAAUGGAGUGUUGUUUCCGGGGGGAGGUGUCAGCAUAGUCGCCUCUGGGUAUGCUACAGCUGCAAGUAUAUUUUAUGAGCUUGCUAUAAAGGCUAAAUAUAAAGGUGACUACUUCCCUAUAUGGGGUACCUGCCUUGGCUUUGAGGAGCUGACAUACCUGACCAGUGGAAAGGUUCUGCUGACUGCUACAAACACAUCUGGAGUUGCACUUCCAUUGAUUUUUACAAAUGAUUCAGCAGAGAGCCGACUCUUCAGUGGCUUCCCAGCAGAUGUAAUCAGUGCUCUGGCCUCAGAACCAAUAACCGAAAACUCUCAUCAGUGGAGUCUCACCACUGAGAGCUACAAUAAAAGUAUGGAGCUGAGAGAUUUCUACAGCGUCUUGACCACCAAUAAUGAUGGGAACGUGGAGUUUGUGUCAACCAUGGAAGCAUAUGACUUCCCUUUCUAUGGGACGCAGUGGCACCCGGAAAAGAAUGCCUUUGAGUGGACCAGGUCUUAUAUUCCACACUCCCCUUCUGCGGUCAAGUCUAUGUUUUACAUGGCUGACUUCUUCGUCAAUGAAGCAAGAAAAAGCUCUCAUCAGUUUCCAAGUGAAGAAGAGGAGCGUGAUGCUUUGAUCUACAACUACAGUCCUAUUUAUACAGGGUCCAAGUCUGCCUUUGUGCAGAUUUAUGCUUUUAAAUAGAUUUUUUUAAAGAAAAAUGUUAAUGUAGCAUUUUAGUUUGAACAUGCUGUGCAUCUUUUUAAAUUUUUCUUGAAAUUGAAAUGUGUUAAAAUACGAAAUGUUUCGAAAGGAUGAUCAAGAAUUAUUUCAGGGUUAGUUGGUCAGAAAAUGCUGUAUGAUGGAAGUUCACAUCAAGUUGUAGUAUUCUUGUGACAUUCCAACACUGUCCAAAUGAAUAGGACCUUUUUGGCAACACUCUAGUCGCCCCACGGAAGUGUAAUUCUA
Conger conger (European conger) is the source of this 1358-nucleotide messenger RNA. RefSeq names its product gamma-glutamyl hydrolase (conjugase, folylpolygammaglutamyl hydrolase) (gene ggh). NCBI's taxonomy places the organism in Eukaryota, Metazoa, Chordata, Actinopteri, Anguilliformes, Congridae. Gene Ontology annotation, cellular component: vacuole. The coding region runs from base 156 to 1094 and encodes 312 amino acids. Gene Ontology annotation, biological process: tetrahydrofolylpolyglutamate metabolic process. Gene Ontology annotation, molecular function: gamma-glutamyl-peptidase activity. The record is from RefSeq and is a predicted model, not a curated record. The transcript is spliced from 9 exons.